Messenger RNA from Prorocentrum cordatum, 787 nucleotides. NCBI's taxonomy places the organism in Eukaryota, Dinophyceae, Prorocentrales, Prorocentraceae. The record is from the annotation of a GenBank genome assembly.
GCCGACAAGUGGCGCGAUGAGCCACGUACCUUCCUUCGGGGACAAAAUGGUAGGUACCGAUACCUCUACUCCCCAGACCUCUCCUGGGGCGCGUGUUGACCAUAUUUUCGAGGAGAAUCCAAGCGUGGUGGGGACUCUCCAGGACGAGCAGCGGCAUCGGCUUAUUUUUGUCAUCUGGCCAUCGGCAGCCCCUGCGAAUGAGUGGUCGGGGAUGGCGCGGAGGCGGUGCCGGGACCCGAGGAGGCCAUAGGAGCCAGACUCCAGUUCGACUCCAAUGCGGCUCAAGGCGACGGACGCUCGACGCAGCAGCGACGCACGAGGUGAGCCAGCGGCUCGAGGCAGCUCCCCAGAACGGGCCUCUGACGUGAUCGUCGGCGUUCCUCCUCCUCGCGCGUGGACGCGAGGAGCUCGAGGAGGAACUCGCGAGGAGGAGCUCGCGAGGAGCACGCGCGAGGAGGAGGGGCAGGAGGAGGAGCGCAGCGCUGGGGCGCUGAGCUCCGCGUCGCCCUGCAGCGCGCGGCGGCGCGGCAGUUUCGCACUGUCCUCGGGGUGCACCGUGCGGCCACUGCGCAAGAGCCGCGGCGGCCGGCCGAGGCUGGCGGCCGAGGCGGCUGAGGCUCUGCCGGGGCUGCCGCUGCUCGCUGGGCGCGGCGAUGCGGCCCCACCUCCUUGGAUCUUCGCAACCCUCCAUCAUGGCUGCAUCUGUACUCGAAGAGCGCCGCUCAUCCGCUGUGCUAGACCGCCGGCAGCAAGAACUGAUGGUUGGCAAUUUAACGUUUAAAAGCAU